AUGUCCUUUUUCGGAUUCGAUCCAUCAGGACCUCCCUCGUCUGGAGAGAAGGACCAGAAACUGGACACGCUCGAUUUUGAGGAAACCUAUGAGGGCCUCGGAGAGCAAGAUGAGGACGCUUUCAACGACGAGACGUUUGGAGCCGACGUGAAGGAAAUCGGGUCCAAUUUCGAUUUCACAGGCGGUCUGAAGCCUGCCUCGAAACCCCAGACAGUCAAUCCAAAUUUGUCUUACGCAAAGGCCGCCCAGGUCGACCAGGUGAUCGCACCAAUGGCCUCUUUGUGGAACGAGGAAGCGAAAACAGCUGACUCUGCGUCCUCGCAGCCAGCUUCAGAACAAAGGGUGUUGUCUCUCGAAGAGAUCGAAGCUAAGCUCCGUCAACCUCAACAACAAGUGCCCCAGAUGCCUCAGAUGAACCCUUACAUGUAUCAGCAGCAACAGCAACUUUUGGUUGCGGCCAUGGCCUCCGGACAGUUCCCUAACCCUGCAGCCGCUGCCCAAGCAUUGGCCCAAGGCUACUUCCCUCCGUUCCAGCCAGGAGUUAUGCCUUUCAUGCCGUUCCAAGCACAGCAAAUGAUGCAGCAGGGCGCUUUGGGUCAAGGACAACAGCCCCAGCAAGUGCAACCACCUCCUGCGGGUCUUCAGGUACCUCAGGUGCCUCAAGUGCCUCAAUCGGCUCCCGCUCCAGUUCAGCAACAACAGCAACAACAGCAACAGCAACCAGCAUUACAAGCUCCUCAGGCUCUUCAGUCCCCCCCUGUUCUAAAUGCUGCUUCUCCACCUCCUCACUCUUCCCAGCCUGUGCCACAGGCCGUUGAGCAGAAGGUGCCUGCUUCGGCUUCUGCACCUUCCUCAUCUGCUACACCAGCUCCCCAGUCUGUCCAACAGGUUGGUUCGAGCGAUGCUACGGGAAACUUCCCUCCCCUGGGCUAUGAUGAAAAGCCACGGAAGCAAAGACCUCAGAGACAAAAUCCAGAGAAUCUGACACAAGAAGAGAGAGAGAAGCUUUGGAGAAGACAGAACAAAGUGUCAGCAAUUAUCAGAUGUUCUGGAUUUAUGAACCCAAGAGAUAAAGACUUUGUGACCAGGGUUCAGCUCUCUCAGAUUGUCACUGACGAUCCGUACAAUGAGGACUUCUAUUGUCAAGUCUACCGAGUGCUGAACUCCUCUGUCGGCGAAGACGAUAUGAGCUCCAUUGCACAGAAAUAUUUAGACCAGUCUGGACAUAGAUUGGGAGGCAGGGAGAAGAGGGCCGAUGUGGCCCUACAGAGAAUGCAACAGCAAGUUUCCAAAGCCGUCACUGUUGCUAAGGAGCGCGGAGAAAGAACCGGAGUGCUUGCAAAGGAAGGUGCUUUGGGUAAAGUGUCUGUUGGCUCCGGCAAACAGCCAAGAAAGCAGUUGGUGAUCAAUACCACGGGCAGCUCCGACGAGGUUGUUGUUCCAAAGGAGAACGUGUACUCUAAGUCUUCAAGAGCUUUCCAGCUCUCUGUGAUUGAAGACAUCUACUCCCAGGUUUUGAAGCUUGAAUCUCUGGAGCGUGAAAACCAAGAGCGGGAUUCCAAGGACCUUUGGAACGCUCUUCGUCUCAAUGACACAAUUGAGACUUCCAGUACUGUCGUUUCUCCAUUCAUUUCUGUACUGUCUAUCGACAAGGCGAUGAAAGUGUUUAACAGACUGUUCCAUUUCCUCAAUCCCGAGCAAAAAAUUAAGCUGAUGGAGGCGAUUUUUGCCAAUCUGCAUAACAUCGACGUGGUCAUGAAGGGCUCGUAUGCCAACUACGUGAACGAAAACUACGAGAUUCCGAAAACAGAAAAGAGUAAGAUUGAGCUUUUCCAGAUGACCGUCAUGAAAACGCUAGUUUUAUUUGUUAGCGAAUCGGACUUUCAGCAGGUUCUACGGUUUGUGGCUUUAAUCGUUAAAGGCGGAAAUAACAAUGUGCUAUUUUUGUCCACGACAAAAAUUGGACUCUCGCUGAUUACCAUACUUGUUUCGCGACUGGAGCUGAUCAAGCAGGAAUUUUCUGCCGGACUCAGUCCGCAAGACCUUGCUCAAUGGCAGACUAUCUACGACCACCUAUUCCAAGCAUUAGAAGGCAGACUGGCUACUAUCUUCCCGCCGUACCUUUCGAACGAUGACGCGCGCAAAGUGCGUAAUUCCGAGUCGAAGAGCGACGAUUCUUACAUUUGGCAGUUCUUGGCGUCGCUCUCUCUUGCGGGUCUACUAAGUCAUCAAAGAAUAAUUGUCGAUGAAAUUAGGAACGAAAUCUUUGGCAGCAUGGGUGUGAGCAAGGCUCUCAAGGAGUCUGGCGAUUUGCAGGGUGCCGAGAAACAUCUUUCGAAUCUCAAUCUGUUCCUGAAUGUGAUGGGACUGAAAGCCUCGGAAUCAGAUAUCACCGAACUAUAA
This is a messenger RNA of Ogataea parapolymorpha DL-1, 2403 nucleotides long. Its product is annotated as DNA topoisomerase 2-associated protein PAT1. Gene Ontology annotation, molecular function: RNA binding. The transcript has a single exon. The record is from RefSeq and is a predicted model, not a curated record. Gene Ontology annotation, biological process: P-body assembly; deadenylation-dependent decapping of nuclear-transcribed mRNA. Gene Ontology annotation, cellular component: P-body. Lineage: Eukaryota; Fungi; Ascomycota; Pichiomycetes; Pichiales; Pichiaceae. The coding region runs from base 1 to 2403 and encodes 800 amino acids.